This is a messenger RNA of Toxotes jaculatrix (banded archerfish), 1773 nucleotides long. RefSeq names its product high-affinity choline transporter 1-like. Gene Ontology annotation, cellular component: dendrite; synapse; perikaryon. Gene Ontology annotation, biological process: synaptic transmission, cholinergic; transmembrane transport; neuromuscular synaptic transmission. The transcript has 8 exons. The record is from RefSeq and is a predicted model, not a curated record. Gene Ontology annotation, molecular function: choline:sodium symporter activity. Lineage: Eukaryota; Metazoa; Chordata; Actinopteri; Toxotidae. Bases 1 to 1773 code for a protein of 590 amino acids.
AUGACCAUCCACGCCGAGGGUCUCGUGGCUAUCGUGGUCUUCUAUGUCCUGAUCCUGUUCGUGGGAAUUUGGGCCGCAUGGAAGAAUAAGAACUCUGGAGUUGGCGAUGGCGGAGAACGGAGCGAGAGUAUCAUGGUCGGGGGAAGGGACAUCGGAUUGUUUGUUGGUGGAUUUACAAUGACCGCCACUUGGGUGGGUGGGGGCUACAUCAAUGGGACAGCAGAAUAUGUCUACCUGCCAGACUACGGCCUGGCUUGGGCACAGGCUCCCUUUGGUUAUGCUCUCAGCCUGGUAGUAGGUGGCCUUUUCUUUGCCAAACCCAUGCGAUCACGUGGAUACGUCACCAUGCUGGAUCCCUUCCAGCAGCUGUAUGGAAAAAGGAUGGGGGGCCUGCUCUUCAUCCCUGCACUCAUGGGAGAAAUCUUUUGGUCAGCAGCCAUUUUAUCGGCCCUGGGUGCCACUUUGAGUGUGAUCGUGGACAUAAACAUCAAUAUGUCUGUGGUGAUCUCAGCUCUGAUAGCAAUCUUCUACACACUUGUUGGAGGACUCUACUCUGUCGCAUACACAGAUGUGGUCCAGCUUUUCUGUAUCUUCUUGGGCUUGUGGAUCAGCGUGCCUUUUGCCCUGUCCAAUCCUGCCGUCUCGGACAUCAGCGUUUCAGCCAAGGAAGCAAUCUACCAGUCACCCUGGCUGGGGAAGAUUGAUCCUGACGACAAAUGGCUCUGGGCUGACAACUUCUGUUUGCUGAUGUUGGGGGGGAUUCCCUGGCAGGUCUAUUUUCAACGGGUUCUUUCUGCCUCUUCAGCUACCUAUGCCCAGGUCCUUUCCUUCCUCGCCGCCUUCGGCUGCUUGGUCAUGGCCGUCCCCUCGGUCCUCAUAGGAGCUAUAGGGGCCUCCACUGACUGGAACCAAACCACUUAUGGGUCCCUCCCUCCAAAGGAUAAGGAAGAAUCAGACAUGAUCCUUCCCAUAGUGCUUCAGCACCUCUGCCCACCCUACAUCUCCUUCUUUGGUCUGGGGGCAGUGUCGGCUGCCGUCAUGUCAUCAGCUGACUCAUCUAUUCUCUCAGCCAGCUCCAUGUUUGCCAGGAACAUCUAUCAGCUCGCCUUUCGGCAGUCGGCCUCAGAUCGCGAGAUUGUUUGGGUGAUGCGCUUCACCAUCUUUGUAUUCGGCGCUCUUGCCACUGCUAUGGCUUUGUUAACAGGAUCAGUAUAUGGCUUGUGGUACCUGAGCUCCGAUCUGGUCUAUGUCAUCAUCUUUCCCCAACUUCUCAGUGUGUUAUUCAUCAAGGGCACCAAUACCUAUGGUUCUGUGGCUGGCUAUAUCUUUGGUCUUUUGCUGCGCAUUGGUGGAGGAGAGCCCUACCUCAAACUCCCUCCCUUUAUCUACUACCCUGGCUGGGUGACCCAGGAGAGGAUACACCACCUCACUGGUAAAGCAGAGUAUUUUGUCCAGCAGAGGUUCCCAUUCAAGUCUGUGUCCAUGGUGGCAUCCUUCUUAGCAAAUGUGGCCUUUUCUUACCUGACAAAAUACCUAUUUGAAAGUGGUAUGCUGUCACACAAGUACGACUUCUUGGAUGCCGUGGUGUCCAAGCACAGCAAGGAGAUUAUGGACAAGGCUACGCUGGUGAGCAACCACGACAACAUCAUUCUUUCAGAGAUGGCACCUGUCACACAGGGCCUUGGUGCAUCACUGGCUGGAACAUUCACCAACACUGAGAUCCUCAGUGAUGAUGGGGCAUCCAGUCCAGAGGCUUUUCACAAUGAAAACUAA